AUUUUUCAGCUCCAAAAAACAAUGAGACAAUCAGGAUAACUUUACUAGCCUUAAUAGGAGUCGCUCAUCCUAAAUCUAAAAGGUUGCAGGUUUUCAUUCAAGCCUACCAGCAGCACACCUCAACUAGUCAGUCACUUGAAAAUAACAACCGCUGAUUAAACAAGUUAAAUCAGGUGCUUCUGCUUGAUUGGGCUGCAACUCUGCUGCCUCACUGACCCUUUACAGAUAAAAGUGUCAAAGAUAUUGUUAAAUACUUCAAUACAAAUACAAAAUAUUUGGAUUUUUACAAGGAUGAAUAGCUUUUGAAAUGAGUUUAAUACAGAGAGCAGUAGGUGCACUUUGGAAUCCUGUAAUUCAGUUGGUAGAUAUCUGCCACCUAGAGGUCAAAACGUAAAAGUACAUAAAACAAUGACCCUGUAUUUGUGGGAGUUGCUUCAUCAUGUCUCUCAGCAGAAACGAAACUAAUGCAGAGCUGCUUCAUAAACGGAAGUCAGUUCUUCCAGCACGACACAGGUUCCAGUCUGAAGGUUCUCCAGCCAUGUGCAUUUUGCUAUAAGGUAGUACAGUUGUCAUGGCUUCCUCCAGCAGUCUCCUGUCUGAAGAUCAGCUCCAGUGCUCCAUCUGUCUGGAUGUGUUCACUGAUCCAGUCUCUACACCAUGUGGGCACAACUUCUGCAGGGUCUGUCUCAAAGAGUACUGGGACAGCAGUUCACGCUGCCAGUGUCCAGUCUGUAAAGAGGAAUUUUCCGAAAGGCCUGAGCUGCGUGUGAACACCUUCAUCUCUGCACUGGCUGCUCAGUUCAAGAAGUCAGUUCAGCUCAAAUCCAGCAGAGCUCCAGAGGAACACCCAUCUAACCCUACAAAGGUUCUGUGUAACUACUGCAGUGAGGAAAAGCUGGAGGCUGUAAAGUCCUGUCUGGACUGUGGAGUCUCUUACUGUGAGACUCAUCUGACGCCUCAUAAAACUGUAGCUAAACUCAAGAAACACAAACUGAUGGACCCUGUGGAGAACCUGGAGGACUACAUCUGCCAGAAACAUGAGAGACCCCUGGAGCUGUUCUGUAGAGACGACCAGAUGUGUGUGUGUCAGUUCUGCACUGAAGGAGACCACAAGACUCACAGCACUGUUCCUAUAGAGGAAGAGAUUGGAGAGAAGAAGGAUCAAAUGGGAAAGAUACAGGCAGAAGUUCAGCAGAUGAUCCAGAACAGACUGAAGAAGAUUGAGGAAAUCAAACACUCUGUUGAACUCAAUAAAAAAAGCACAGAGAAGGAGAAAGCAGACAGUGUGGAGGUCUUCAGAGCUCUGCUGCGCUGCAUUGAGAGAAGCCAGGCGGAGCUGCUUGAGGUGAUGGAGGAGAAGCAGAAAGCAGCAGAGAGGCAGGCUGAAGAGUUCAUUAAAGAGCUGGAGCAGGAAAUCACUGAGCUAAAGAGGAGAGACACUGAGCUGGAGCAGCUCUCCCACACUGAGGACCACCUCCACCUCCUACAGGUUUACCCGUCCCUCUGCAGCCCUCCACACACCAAGAACUGGACUGAGGUCAGGAUUAACUCUCAUUUGAGGGUGGAGCCUCUGAGGAGAGCUCUGACUCAGCUUCAGGAAGAGCUCAGUAAGGAGAUGGAGAAGAUUCCUGAGAUCAAAAUAAAGAGAAUUCAGCAACAUGCAGUGGACGUGACUCUUGAUCCUGAUACAGCUCAUCCUAAACUCCUCCUGUCUGAUGACGGGAAACAGGUCACAUGUGGAGACAAACGACAGCAUCUCCCUGAAAACCCGGCGAGGUUUGAUUAUUGUGUCUGUGUCCUGGGAAAGGAGGGGUUCUCCUCAGGAAGAUUUUACUAUGAGGUCCAGAUCAGCGGGAAGACUGAGUGGGAUCUAGGAGUGGUCAGAGAGUCCAGUAACAGGAAUGGGCAGAUUAAAGCCAGCCCUAAGAAUGGAUACUGGACUAUAUGGCUGAGAAAUAAGGCUGAAUAUCAUGCUCUGGACUCUCCCCCUGUCCCCCUCUUCUUGAAACAGGCCCCCCAGAAGGUGGGGGUGUUUGUGGAUUAUGAGGAGGGUCUGGUCUCCUUCUAUGAUGUUGAGUCCAGGUCUCAUGUCUACUCUUUCGCUGGUCAGUCUUUCACUGAGAAACUCUAUCCUUUCUUCAGUCCUGGUCUUAAUUAUGGAGGUAAAAGCUCAGCACCGCUGAUCAUCACACCUGAUGAACGUUACACAUGAAUAGAAUAUCCAGGACAUCUCAAAAUGAAGGGGAUGCACAUUUACGAUGGAAUCAGAUUGGCAGACAGUGAUUCAGUUUCAGCCAUAAGCUGUGGGGGAGGAGGGGGAAACCUGUCAGGCCAUGUCACCAAUAUGUUCGCCGUCUUGAGCUUGAGUUUUACAAAUGGGUAGGUAGGUGUGUGUCACAUCAAACGGGCAGAGAAUCUCACCAGAAAAACAGUGGUGUGCUUCAUGUCAACGUAACUUCAUUGGGUCUCAUGCUGAAGCAGUGAUUUUACAUGAAACCGGAAAAUUGACCAUAAGGUGUAUAGAAUGUGUUCAAUAUGCGGUCCACCAUGCUCGAGCUGUCCUUUCCUCCCAUUCAAACUUUCCAGCUGAAUGCUAGAACAAGCAUCAACGAUUCUGUCUUUAAGAUGAACAACACUCUUCACAGAGUAAACAAAUGCCUUGACAUGACCCCACAGAUAGAAAUCCAAAGGGUUAAAUAAGGAGAUGGUGGUGGCCACUCGAUUGGACCCAUACGACCGAUCCACUUUUAGGGAAACUGCACGUCAUGCAUUUAAUAACCUUGUGUAACGGCUUGUGCUUAAUGUUCCGCCAAAGAAGUAAGGAUCACACAGUUCGGGCACCUCACACACCACACCAUGCCGUGACUUUAGGUGAGAAAACCAAAUUAGAUGGGUCGGUCCAGUGAGGGUUUAGUGUCAGUGAUGCUGUUUCUUGUCCUCUCCAUUCACAGAUCUGCUUCAUCACUGAACAGCACUGAACAGGGUUUACGUGAAGUUGUUGCGUCACCCGUUCUACAAACGCUGUCCGAUGACCUGUGCUGUCCUCAGUCAGAUGUUGCAGCAUCUCAUUUGAAAUUUUGUGAGGGUGCCAUUUAUGGUCAGACAAAGUUUGUUGAACUGAGGCUAAGCCUCAGUUGGUUGGGUGAUGUUGGUUGAAGUCUUCUGUGAUGACACGUGUGCUUCGUCCCCCGGAAAUGAGGACCAUUUUAACAUGUUCUGCUUGGGAUAACGCCACUCUUCACAUCGCCUGUACAGAAUAAAAAUCACUGUUUUAACAUGGAAAUGAAUAAAGUUACGUUGACGUGAAGUGUAUCACUGCUUUUCUGGUGAAAUUCUCUACCCGUCUGAUGUCACACACCUACCGUCCCAGUUGAAUCCAAGACGGCGGCAUUCAGGAUGACCACCUUGUUGGUGACAUGGCCUUACAGGUUCCCCCAAAGCGUGUGUCUAAAACUGGAUCACCGUCUGCCAAUCCGUUUUCAUUUUAUGUGGGUGUUUCCUUUCUUUCGAUACACGCUGUAUUUCCACAAGUCCAGUUUAUACUGUCAGAUUAUAUUCUUCAGUUUAUGGCAGAGCAUAACUAAAUGUAUGUAAAAACAAACACACUACACAAUGAAAGCAGUGUAUGUAAUGAAAAGUGCAAGAACAGAAUAAAUAAAUGAAUCACUGGAGACA
Messenger RNA from Pygocentrus nattereri (red-bellied piranha), 3675 nucleotides. Its product is annotated as E3 ubiquitin-protein ligase TRIM39-like. The coding region runs from base 572 to 2212 and encodes 546 amino acids. The transcript is spliced from 7 exons. Gene Ontology annotation, molecular function: protein binding; zinc ion binding. Lineage: Eukaryota; Metazoa; Chordata; Actinopteri; Characiformes; Serrasalmidae. The record is from RefSeq and is a predicted model, not a curated record.